AAUGUGUUGGCCCCAGACGGGUUUGAAUCGACUGCCUUUUUCUUAAUUUGUAAUUAGAACCAUGGAAAAGGAGCCAAAGAAAGAUAUUGCUCUCGAGGAGUCUUUCCCGCUGAGCUUCGGAAAGGUCCAGAGGCGAAGUUUUUCCUGGUACUAUGCGCCUUCAUUUAUUCUCCUCUGGGUAGCUCUGUUUUAUGCCAUUGUGAUACCACUUUACAACCGACUCCCGGACAGGAUAACCGUCAGCCAGGAGUCCCUGCGGCCAGGGGAGUUUGUGGCAGAACGAGCUCAAAGGCAGCUCCACGAUUUCGAUAGGAUCGGGCCCAAGGUGGUUGGCAGCUUUGCCAACGAAGUGACAACUGUGGCGUUUCUAUUGGACGAAGUGGAGAAGAUUCGCGCUGAAAUGAAUAGUGAUAUCUAUGAACUGGAGGUGGAUGUCCAGUCGCCGACAGGGAGCUAUGUGUUCAACGAAAUGGUGAAUAUGUACCAGGGUAUUCACAAUGUGGUGGUAAAGCUGAGUUCCAAGGACUCCCCCAGUCAGUCCUAUUUGCUAGUCAACAGUCACUUUGAUUCGAAGCCCUCGAGUCCGGGCUCUGGAGAUGAUGGCACCAUGGUUGUGGUCAUGUUGGAGGUCCUGCGACAAAUGGCGAUAUCAAGGACUCCAUUCCAACAUCCCAUCGUGUUCCUGUUCAACGGAGCUGAGGAAAAUCCCCUCCAGGCUUCCCAUGGCUUCAUUACGCAACACAAAUGGGCGCCGAACUGCAAGGCCUUUAUCAACCUAGAGGUGGCUGGUAGCGGGGGACGUGAUAUUCUAUUCCAAAGUGGGCCCAAUAAUCCUUGGCUCAUGAAGUAUUAUAGGAAGCAUGCGAAACAUCCAUUUGCCUCCACGAUGGCCGAAGAGAUUUUUCAGAGUGGAAUUCUACCCUCUGACUCAGAUUUUCGUAUUUUUCGAGACUUUGGAAAUAUACCCGGGGUGGACAUUGCCCAGAUUAGCAAUGGUUAUGUUUAUCACACCGUGUUCGACACCUACGAGGCGGUGCCAGGACGAUCUGUGCAAAACAGUGGAAACAAUGUCCUGGCAUUAGUACGGGCUUUCUCAAAUGCCAGUGAAUUGAAUGAAACAGAGAGUGACGGUAGCCAUGCUGUGUUCUUUGAUUUUCUGGGACUUUUCUUCGUCUACUACACAGAAACCACGGGAAUCGUAUUGAAUUGUGUGAUUGCCGUGAUAAGUCUGGUGCUUGUUGGCUUUUCCAUUUGGAAAAUGUCCAAAAAUUCGGAGGAGGUGUCCCUGAAACGGAUAUCGAUUUGGUUUUCCAUUAUCCUGGCCCUCCAUGUGGUGGGAUUCCUCCUCUGCAUCUGCUUGCCCCUUCUAAUGGCUGUCCUGUUCGAUGCCGGAGACCGUUCCUUGACUUAUUUUACCAGCAAUUGGUUGGUGAUCGGCCUCUAUGUGUGUCCGGCCGUUAUUGGCCUGGUUCUUCCCCUGGCUCUUUACUUCACCUUGCGGCCCAAUGAGCAACUGUGUCAUGGUUACCAUUUGCAAUUGGCCUUGCAUGCUCAUUUAGUGGUUAUGGCUCUUCUGGCCAUAAUUUUGACUGCCGCGGGCUUACGUUCUCAGUACUUGUGCCUAAUAUCGAUGAUAUUCUAUGGGGGAGCACUUUUGAUCAACCUGCUGAGCACUCUCCAUGAUCGCGGUAAAUAUUAUUGGGCCCUCAUUGUCACUAUUCUUCAGGUAUUACCUUUCUGCUACUUUUGCUAUGCUUUCUAUACCUUUCUAGUGAUAUUUUUCCCCAUUAUGGGGAGGAAUGGCGCCAGCACGAAUCCUGAUUUAAUCAUAGCCCUAACCUGCGGCUGUUGCACCUUUUUUGCUUUGGGAUUUGCUGCACAAUUUAUAAACAUUUUCCGAUGGCCAAAAUUAAUCCUGCUAGGUUUGGGAGUAGUCACCUUUAUCUUUUGCAUGAUUGCCGUUUCGGAAGUGGGUUUCCCCUAUCGGGCUAAGACUAAUGUGAUGAGAGUUAAUUGUUUGCACACGCGGCGUAUUUUUUACGAGUAUGACGGUUCUGUGAGUCAUAGUGAUUCCGGAUACUACUUCGAUUACCAGGAUAGAAGGGCUCUGGAUCCUGUCAAGGACUCUGCGCUGAACUUAACUGGUCUGAAAGCCGUAAAGCCAGAUUGCGAUGAGUACGUCAUGUGCGGAAUUCCUUGCUUCUACUACAGUUGGUGCCGAUGGCGGGAAUAUGACGGAUGGCUGACCCGCGAAUCGGAGGUCAUUCUGCCAGGAGAAUUGAACUUUGAAUUUUUGGGAAAAACUAUUUUUGAGGUCAACAGAACCGCCAGGUUCGAGUUCCAAAUGAGUGGCCCACCUCACAUGAAUGUAUUCAUCCAGCCGGUGGGGUCAGCGGAGGUCUCCGACUGGUCCUUUGUGAGGAAAAUGCUGGACGAACCGGAGGAGUUCGAACCCCCAUACCAGAUAUAUUUUUCCUACGGAACAGAUAGUACCCCAUUACGUUUUCACAUUGAUAUUUGGAAAUCUGAUGGGGACUUCGAUGGACCCGUCCUGGAAAUUGCUGGAGUGGGCCAUUUUGUUAAUUACGAUUUUGAACGAGAUGCGGAAUCUCGGAAAUUCGUGUCGGAUUUUCCAAACUUUGUCCAUGUCAUGGAAUGGCCAUCAAUAUUUAAACGCUACAUUUUCUAAUGCCUGUGUAAAUGUUAUCUUUCCACAAAUUUUACCAAUAAACUGCCAUUCAUAACCUGCCAAAAAGUG
Drosophila ananassae is the source of this 2758-nucleotide messenger RNA. RefSeq names its product endoplasmic reticulum metallopeptidase 1. Lineage: Eukaryota; Metazoa; Arthropoda; Insecta; Diptera; Drosophilidae. The transcript is spliced from 12 exons. The record is from RefSeq and is a predicted model, not a curated record. Bases 62 to 2689 code for a protein of 875 amino acids. Gene Ontology annotation, biological process: proteolysis. Gene Ontology annotation, molecular function: metalloexopeptidase activity.